This is a messenger RNA of Cloeon dipterum, 2522 nucleotides long. Its product is annotated as regulator of G-protein signaling 9-binding protein-like. The record is from RefSeq and is a predicted model, not a curated record. Lineage: Eukaryota; Metazoa; Arthropoda; Insecta; Ephemeroptera; Baetidae. Bases 218 to 1213 code for a protein of 331 amino acids. Gene Ontology annotation, cellular component: neuron projection. The transcript is spliced from 7 exons. Gene Ontology annotation, biological process: G protein-coupled receptor signaling pathway.
CUUUCGCAGUGCGGAGGGCGGCGCGAGCAGAGCAAAAGCCUUCCACGCACGUGCGGCCGCUUGGCGGGGCUGAUUGUUGCCGCGGCCGACUCGGGCCGAGCGAGCAGGGCACUUGUUGAAAGGCGGCGGCGGUGCUAGUGGCGGCGGCGACAAGUGCGACAGCACCAGCGCGGCCGCUCGGACGCAACGGCUCACCUACGCCGUGCCCAGCCCAGCCAUGCACCGCAACUCCUCGCUCCCUGGGCCAAGCUCGGCCACCGCCAAGAAAGACCGCAAGACCAGGGGAUGGAGCAUGUUCAACAGAGGGGGCUCGGGCGCCCACGUGACCGACAGCGGGGCAACCGUGCUCUGGCUGCCGUACUGUUCGCACAAAGACAGGUGCGUGGACAGCGCCGAAGCCUGCAAAGCCGAGUGUCUGAGGCUGGUGACCGACCUGAACCGCGAGGUCUCUUCGCACCACUCGUUGGCGCGCACUCUCGGAGGCUCCGGCGACAACAGCCAACUCAGGGACGAGCUGAAAAGGGCACGAAGAAGGGCCCAGGAACUGACCAAGCAGGCGAGACUCAAGCUGCUGCCGGCGCUGAGCGACCAAAAAUUGAACGAGCGUGACAAAGCGGAGAUUGAGAGACUAUGGUACCUCUACUGCUGUUGUGUCUGCAUUUUAGAGGGAGAUAUGCAGCGUUCGCUGAGUCUGCUGCGGCUUUUUUCACUGAGUGGAACGCACGCCACGCUCAUCAACACCGGCCUGCACGAGUUUGGCGGCAUCUGCGCCGUGCUGCACCACAAACCAGUGGCGACAGUGGCCGCCGUGGCCGCAAUGGGCGGAUUUCGGCCGCCGGGGGACCCAAUGGAGGGGGACAAAGUGGCCUUGGAGACAGCCGAGCUCAACCAGCUUCAAAAGGAAAUUGUAGAUUUGCGCGAAGUGGUACCCGAGUUCCAAAGAGACUGCGAUAACAGCGUCAUCGACAUGAAAGAGUGGCAACAGCACAUGGAGCAGCAGAACGCAGCAGCAGCCGCCGCGCAGAACAACGGCAAGACUAAAGAGGGCUCGGAAAACAAGGAGCAAUCGGCGGAAGACGAGUGUCAGGUGAGCAUCGAGGGCGAGGCAAUGAGUCUGCAGCAGCGGCGGUGUCUGUGCUACGUGCUGGUCAGCGUGGUGAGCAUCCUGGCAAUGGCCGCCGUCGUGUGCGUCUCGGUGGCAGUGCUGUUCUAGUGGCGGCGGCCCGGGUCACUGCCUUCGUCCCUGCUGGCCUCCCGGGCUGCCCGUCGCCACCGUCGUUAGACUCUGUCAUUCAUCCUUCUCGCCGCAUAAAGUGAAACUAAAACUGUCUUUCGCCCUCUGCCCCUGCUCUCGCCAGUUUUACCCGCCGCUGGCACAGCCUCCUACCAGAUGUUUUUUUCGCACAAGCUUCUAGUGAACAGUGCUGGCGGACAAGUACAAGAGCGACGUCUCCGACAACACACAUACGCCUGUGGACCCCAAACGCGCGAGUCUUUGUUCUGAGCAGAGCGUUCCAGCGAUUUGCCAACUGAAAUUCAUACCUUUUGUUUUGUCGAGUCUCUAUAUAUUGUGCUUUCAUUUUUUAUUCGCCGAGGAAGGAGUAUUUUUUUAACUUCCAAAGUCGCGCCGUCAUGUGUUUCUCAAGCAGUUGUCUUUCAAACGAUUUAGACUAGGUGUAUUGUAGAAAGUUGCGAACUAAUUAUUGCUGUAGUGUGAAAGAAAUAAUAGAAACUGCGCCAAAUGCAUAAAGGGUACUUUGCCUCGUUCAGGAAUGUUUGAUGCUUUCAGUAGAGGCCUUAUAAUUGACCAUGAUUGUUUCGUGUCAUACUGUAACUUUAAAAACAUUUAAUUCGUGUGGCAAUAGCGGUCACGUGUAAAAAUUUAGCCCUCUCAGAGUAACACACUGUUUCCAGUUUAAAUCAAAAGUUGCAUCAGCUACUUGGGAAAAACUUUAGAUAUGACGUAAAACGAUCCGGACGUGAGAAUGAGCGAUAACAGAAAAAAAUCAAGAAAAUCGUCAAAAUUAUAGAAUAACGUUUCAGAUCCUUUUUUGGUAAUCAGGGAACUGAUAUUUAAAAUUCACCUUUUAAAUCAUUUAAUUUAAAGAGAUUGUCUCUUUCUCGACGCAUAAUUGCACUAUUAUUAUGUUCUUUACAUUCUAACAGAGGGAUAGCAUAAGAUUUUGAAAUAAUUGCAUUUCGCCAGUAGGCAAAAAGUUGACUGUCAUCAUUAUGCCAAAAUAGCAAAUAAUUAACAUUUAGUGCGUCGUUGUAUACUGUAAAAUGGCCUAAUUUUCAACACAAAUAUUGUGUUGUAGAAGAAGUAAUUGCUAUGACACCUAUACAAUAUGCAUGAUCAUGUCAUUGUACUGUUUCGAUAAUUUUUAACCACACAGAACAAAUGGUGUUUGCAAAAGCUUGAUUAUUAUGUGAUUUUAGUGGAGCUACUAUUUAAUAUGAAAUAUUGCUAUUAUUAUUUAUUGAACAUUCCAUGUCUUUCAAAUAAAAAUAUAUUAUAUGAU